AGUUUGAACCGCAACGCUGCAUACUUCUGAAUGCCCAAGGAACCGCAGCAGUGCCUUCAAAGCCCGGUUACCUGGAUCAACUUGAUCCCAUCGCACUCUCGUACACCACACCGGCACUGGUGCUGAGCACCAUCGAGUCUGGCCCAUUCGAUCGAGGUAUUCAAACUCAAGCUCCCAGCCCCCGAUGAGCUCGAUUAUCGCGGCGUCCGUUGCCUCGGCGUAUGCGGAAGCUCAGGCUGUGCCGAUGAUGCAUGAGCGGCCAGCGCGUUGACAAAAUCAAGGAUCAAGAUCGUCCAGGAGGCGGUACAUUCAGCUUAGCGCUAAGCACUGGCCUUCAUUGCGGCUAGAUGGAUCGGGAACAGCGUACCCAUAUAAACCGUAGUAAGUCGCUGUUGCGACGCCCCUGAUACAGCUCACCAUCAUGGCCGACCCACAGACUGUGCUACGUGCCUCAGAAGCAAAUGAGACGUUUGUGAACGCGACCAGUUUAUCGGCAAGGGGUCUAGAGGACCUAUCCGACCCCAUAUACGCAAUGUUCACGACGUUCUCGUUGUCGUCAAUGCCUGAGUGGCUGAACCUUAUCAUUAUGGGUGGCAUAAUCGAGAUCUCCCGUCGUUUGUUCUACAACCUCUGGGACACCGUGGUCAACGCGUUCUGGGUUACCAUCUCAUUUGACGACGAAGAUGUGGCCUACACAUGGAUCCAGUAUUGGCUGGCACGACAUCCCUCAUGGCGCAAGGCACGGUCCGUGGAAGCAACGACGAACACAUAUGGCAUCAACCCCGAUGAGGUUGCCAUUCCCGGCCAAGAAGAGGAUCGACUGUCGAGCCGUAAAGUGAGCUAUAAGCCCGGCCGUUUCGACAGCCACAAAAUGUGGUAUAGGGGCCAUUAUACCCUGGUCUCUCGCUCCCAUAUUGCCAGCAAUUAUUACCGAGUCAAGGAGUCCAUCCAAAUCAGCUUGCUGGCUUGGGAUUGCAAAGUAAUGAACGAGUUGGUCCUCGAAGCAAAGAAAGCAUACCAAAACGCCGAAGCACAACUGGUUACUGUAUACGGCUCUGAGUCAUCAAACAAGUGGAGGCACAUUAUAUCACGACCGAAACGCCCCAUGGGAUCCAUCGUCCUUGACGUAGGUGUCAAAGAACUUCUUGUAAACGAUACACGCAACUUCCUCGCGAGCAAAGACUGGUAUACCAGGAGAGGUAUCCCAUUCCGUCGAGGGUACCUGUUGUACGGUGCACCUGGGUCGGGUAAGACGUCGAUCAUCCACAGUAUUGCAGGCGAAUUGGGCCUGGAUGUCUACGUCCUUACCCUGUCUCGUGCCGGGCUUGAUGACACCGGUCUCAACCAACUGCUCUCCGAACUUCCCGAGCGGUGCAUCGCCCUUCUUGAAGACGUCGACGUCGCAUUCAAGAAGGGCGUGGGUCGCAGCCUACCCUCUCACGCCGCCCCGCCUCCAGCGGAAGAGAAGGUCUUCAAGGACGAGGAUGGUGAUGAGGUUGGUCCAGAGGAGAAGCGGGAUGUGAUGGAGGGUCGUGUCACGCUGAGCGGGCUGCUGAACGCGCUCGACGGUAUCGGCGCGCAAGAAGGGCGCAUCCUCUUCGCGACAACGAACAACUACGGCGCGCUCGACCCCGCCCUUGUGCGCCCGGGCCGCAUGGAUCUCCACAUCGAGUUCAAGCUCGCGAGCAAGGAUCAGGCGCGGGGUCUCUUCGAGGCAUUCUACAGCCCGCCAGGGGCGCCGGACGAGCCGCUCAACGAGAAGUACAGCGACGACGAGGACCUCCUAUCCACACCCACGACACCCGAUGCCCCCGAACAACAACAGCUCCUCUCUCAGUCUCUGCGCAGCGCUACGCUCCCCCGCGCGAAGUCAAGGGUGUUGGCGGCCCAGUUCGCCGAAGCGAUCCCAGAGCGCGAGUUCUCGAUGGCAAGCCUGCAAGGGUACUUGAUGAUGUACAUGGUGCGCCCGUAUGACGCGGCGAAGAACGCAACGACGUGGGUAGAGAAGGAGCGCGCAGAGAGAGCGGAAGGCAAGCAGGGGUCGACAGUUGUCUAGAUCAUUAGACACGGACGGUAGUGCUCGACCGGUCUCUUGCAGGCAAGAGGCUGGGCACGUUUGAUCAAGUCAGAAUAGAGCCGAAGUGGCAUCUUCGAACGACAUCAUGGGCACAGGCAGUACAGAAUCCUCAUGAUCAUUGCAGUAUGACAGGAAGACCUGGAACAAAGUGUAAUGUCUGUACGUCGACCUCAUUACUACGCGCUCUUUCCCCCUCGUCCUCUUCAUUGGUUCGUCCUCUGUCGUUUAUCGCUAUGCUCCUCGCCUGUGGUACCCUCGUCAUGGGUUUCAGCUAUGUUGCCGAGUUGCUAUGGUAAGAUUCCGUAGCGGCGCAGACGCCGAUCCCCGACUCCUCGGUGGGACAAUUGCUGCCCAGCGCUCAACUCCUGCUAGUACGACGGUGAGCCAGUCAGAGCCUCACAGCACCGGAGACCGGUGGCUUGAAUACUCUGAGAGUCUUCAAGAAUUGCUCCCACUU
Rhodofomes roseus is the source of this 2534-nucleotide messenger RNA. Its product is annotated as P-loop containing nucleoside triphosphate hydrolase protein. The record is from RefSeq and is a predicted model, not a curated record. Lineage: Eukaryota; Fungi; Basidiomycota; Agaricomycetes; Polyporales; Fomitopsidaceae. Bases 422 to 2056 code for a protein of 544 amino acids. The transcript has 8 exons. Gene Ontology annotation, molecular function: ATP binding; ATP hydrolysis activity.